AUGAAUUUGUUGUGUAAAAAUAAAAAGUCCAAUGGAGAAGUGGAUAAGAUAAUGAAUGAGCAUAGAGUAUUUACAGAAACACGUGAAAGUAUAAUUCCUUUAGAAAAUAAGACAGUUGCAAUUCCCUUUUGUUAUAGUAAAUACAUAAUCAACAACUCCUUUACAAAGAUUCUACACCCUAUAGACGCUAGACAUAGUGAUAUAUUCAACACAAACUUUAAAGGCACAAACAAUGUGUUCUCGUUAAGAAACAAAAAACAAAAAACGAAAAAUAAAAAAGACAUGUACGAAAAAAAAGGAAAUACUAAGAAUCAUGAACCCCAAAAUGUUGAUACAAAUAUGUUUGAAACAAACGUUGAACCCUUUAAUUCGGUAAAUUUUGAAAGUCACAGCAAGGUGAAACCCUUGCAAAAUACAUGUUCUGAAGGGGAAAUGUGCAGCAUAUACUCAAAUUUACAAAAUACUAAUACACAUGGAGCAAUUAGAAAAUUAGAGCAUUUUGACUACUUAAUGUACAACGUAAUUAAAAAUGAACAGGAGAAAAAAUUACAGUUGAAAAAACAUAUAAAAUCAAAAAACAAUAUUACCAUUAUAAAUAACCUGUAUUCCAAUACAACGCAAAUGGUAGAUAACGGUACACUUAAUCUUGUUCAGAUUAAUAAAAACAUUGUAAAUUCAGAAAGGAUAUCUGAAGAAAAUAACAGAAAAUUGCAAGAUACUAAAUAUUCACUGCUGGAAAAACAUAAUGUAAUGAACCAAAUAAAAAUGUCUAAUGGUUAUACUGCGAAAAAGAAUAGAAAAUCAUCUGCGAAAUCAGGUAAGGAACAUGAUUUACUUGUUGAUUCUGAGAAUGAGUUAAGGAGAGAACAAUCUUUGUCUAUGAUAGAUGCUCAUAAAAAAAACGUAGGAGGAAUCAUAAAAGGAAACACUGAUCAAUAUAAUGCUUCAGAACAGCAUUAUGAAAUUUUUGAUGAUAUGCGUACUUUAAUUAAUGGAAAGAUAAAAAAAAGGAAAAAAAAAAAUUUGGGGACUUGCCUUUUUAGCCUAAACAAUUUUUCCUGUUAUUUCCUCAUGACAUGUGAUAAGACAUAA
This is a messenger RNA of Plasmodium fragile, 1092 nucleotides long. RefSeq lists its product as uncharacterized. The transcript has a single exon. Lineage: Eukaryota; Apicomplexa; Aconoidasida; Haemosporida; Plasmodiidae. Bases 1 to 1092 code for a protein of 363 amino acids. The record is from RefSeq and is a predicted model, not a curated record.